AUGGAGGACAGAAGGAUGUGGAAUGUGAGCCUUGUCAGGUCUGUUUUCUCCAGCUAUGAAUCUAACAAAAUUCUACAGAUCCCACUGUGUGCAAGACCAGGAAAGGAUCGUCUGAUAUGGAAGGAUAGUUCCAUUGGCCAGUAUAGUGUCAAGGCGGGCUACCGGUUGUUGAGAACCCGGGCAUCCCCUCCACAAGCUAGUGGCCCCUCGGGAACCAAUGCUUCUCAUCUAUGGCAGAAAAUCUGGGCCAUAAGUACUCUUCCAAGAUGCAAGGAGCUAGUGUGGAGAGCCUGUAAAGGGGUCCUACCUGUAAGGAUGAACCUGAAGAGAAGGGGAAUGGAAAUUGAUACAACCUGCCCCUGCUGUGGCGAAGCGGAAGAAACGACAACCCACGCUCUACUUACCUGCAUUGGCAUUAGGAGAAUAUGGUUUGCGUCUCAUCUCAACAUCCAUAUCAAUGAAGAGAUCCCAGAGAACUUCCUAGGAUGGCUGGAACUAGUUCUUGAACAUCCAAACGAAGAUACUAUGGCUGAUAUCUUUAACUUGAUUUGGGUAAUUUGGAAGAGACGGAAUGCUUGGCUCUAUGAUGGACAACUGUGGAGCUUUGAGAGAUCUUUGGCUAAGGCUGCUGCAAUAUGCAUAAGACAGGAUACUGAGGUUGAUGGCCUUCAAUUGGGUAAAACUCAACGUGGACUCCUCAAUUCGCACAAAUCUGGGUGCGGGCCAUGGUGCAAUUAUCAGGGAUGCUAG
Lotus japonicus is the source of this 750-nucleotide messenger RNA. RefSeq lists its product as uncharacterized. The record is from RefSeq and is a predicted model, not a curated record. Lineage: Eukaryota; Viridiplantae; Streptophyta; Magnoliopsida; Fabales; Fabaceae. The transcript has a single exon. Bases 1 to 750 code for a protein of 249 amino acids.